UAUAUUUUGUCGACGUUGAACUUAAUAAUAACCCGGAAAAAAAACAUCGUAUUGAUGUAUUCUGCAGUCAUUUGCUAUUCUUUAUUUGAUAACUUGGCCACCCAGAUUAACUAAAUCUUAGAAAAAACAAGGAAAUAUCCACGAACAAUGCUUCGAUUGAGCAUGUGAGCUUGGCAUGGAAUGCACCGAUGACAACACGAGGGAAAUGAUUCCGCUGGAGCUGCAGUAACUGCUCGACAUUCAGAAAGGUCCAUUAAGUUUUGAGAUGACUGAAAAACCUGUCAAAACUAGAGCCCAGUCAACCCAAGGACUGUUAGCAAUUAAAGCAGGGCUUGUCAAAACUAAACUAGAAAGUAGAAGGUCAAGGACUGAAGAUGGAACUCCAGUGCUAUCCUAUACUGCAAUCAAGGAAGCUGGAUCCUCAACAAAAAUAAACUCAAGAGCCAUUAGAGAAUCAAGGAGUUUUUCAGAUCCAGAUAUUUACCAAAGCCUUGUUAUAUUCUCAGAUGCCCAAGGUUUGUUUAGCAUGGCAAAUAAUGUAUCCUCAUUCAAAGGAGUUCAGAGAGUAAAUAAUAAACAGAUACCUUCAGAACGUCCAGUGUUUACAGCUCAAAAGGAAAACCAAAGAAAAGAUAAUGUGAAAAAUCUAGGAUUUUCCUUUGAAAAGGUGGCAUCUGGUUUUGAUUCUAAGCAUCACUUGGCUGAAUUUUCUAAUCCUCUCCACAAAGGGAAUCAGCCAAGAUUYCGUAAAGGAGGUGGAGUAUUGCCAUCAAAGCCUUCUGUUUUACCUAAACCAGUUGUAGCACCAAAACCACCUAAGAGAUUGACUCAAGAUACUCCUACAAUUUCUGACGAUCCGACAAAAUCUUACCCUAAAGAAGAGGCUGAUUCAUUGUCUGAGUCAAGUCCAUAUUGUGAUACUGAAGAAGACAAUGAUCCCUCAUAUGCUUCMAUAUCACGUGAAAGACCAAGUGUCCCAAAUCAUCCACCUCCAAGAAAACUCAUAAACAAAUCAAAAGACUCUCAAGAAGCACAAAAAGUUAAUAAAACAGAUGAAAAUGGUACGGAAUCGUGUACAGAAGCACAACAACAAAAGGGAGACAAUGAACAAGAAAGCGAAAGUCAACCKUCUGUAGCACCWUUGUAUGCUCAAGUAGACAAAACAAAAAAGAAACCUCAUUUAAAGAAUAUUAAUUCAGACAGCAAAAUUAGUAAUAGAAUGGUUAGAAGCGAUUCUGAUCCACUUCCUUCAAAUAUAAGUAUAGCAUCUGGGAUGAUAUAUGAAGUAAGGGAGGAGGAAGAAUCUAAUGUGAAACAGAGCUCUUUGGAAAAUGAAAUUGAUAUUGUCAGUGAGUCUGAUUCAGAAGAUGGAUGGGAUCCUGAAGAUUUUGAUGAUGAUGACUCAAGUGAUGGUGAUGAUUCCAGGCCAAAUUCACAAGGACAAACAAUGCAUUUCCCUGAUCAAAGAAGUAAAAAGCUAUACAACAUUGCCCAUGAAAUUUUAACAACAGAGAGAGCAUAUGUCAAAAGGCUUCAUUUGCUCGAUAAGGUUUUUUGCUUCAGACUUCAUAAUGAAUGCUUUGCCCAUGGUAUAAUCACCGCUGAUGUUCUUCCUGAUAUAUUCUCCAACAUUUCAUCCAUCCAUUCCUUUCAUAAAGACUUUUUGUUACCAAAACUGGAGGAAAGGAUGAGCCAAUGGUGAGUCUCAGAGACUAUUGUUACUAUGUUUUAAUGUUUUUCCACUAUUUUCUUUUAGCUAUACACUGCUUAUAUUGCAAACUUUGACAAGUCAAGUGAAACACUAUCUACAUGGACCAAGAAGUCACCAAAAUUCGCAGCCAUUAUUGAAGAAAUUCAGAAAUCUAAAGACUGCGAGAACCUCACCCUUGGACAUCAUAUGCUUGAACCAAUCCAACGAGUUCCCAGAUAUAAACUUCUCUUAAAAGAUUAUCUAAGUAAACUACCAGAAGACUCACCGGAUUACAAGGACACACAAGACGCUAUGGGCAUUAUUUCGGAAGCUGCAGCGCAUGCCAACGACAGCAUGAAGAAAACAGAAAUAUUCAAAAAACUACUAGAACUACAGGAAAGAGUUAUCGAGGAKUACGACCUGAUUGCAGCUGGAAGGCAAUUCAUCAAGGAGGGGGAUCUAACCAAAGUAUCUGCCCGYCACGUAGCUCACCAGGAACGCACUUUGCUACUGUUCAACGAUGUGUUGCUUUGCUGCGGAAAAUURCCAGGUACCAACAAACUAAAAGUCAAAGUUGAAAUGGAUCURUACGGAAUGGAAAUCGGAGAAACAGACGACGAAGUCGAGCUUUGCAACACCUUUCGAGUAACAAGUAAGCAGAAAGUAAUAGACUUUUCAGCUUCUUCUGAAACCGAACGAGAAGCAUGGAUUCUGGCAAUUAACGACGCAAUUCUUGAAAUAUCUCAAAAGCGAGAAAGCUACAGGCGAGGUACAAAGCCCGACGCUAUCAAAGAAAGUGAACUGGGCAAGAAAAAUAUCAAAUACUGCUAAAAAUGAACACAUUGCGUGCUCAGUAAUCAAUAUGUAAUCACAGCAGUUAUUUUAGAAAUCGAUAUUUAAUCGUGUUAUUUACUCAGAAAUCAAUAUGAAAUCGUGUAUAGUUUUAAAAUGAAUAUAGACUACAUGACAAUGCUAGCCUCCCAUGUGAUCGUUUCUGUCUAAAAAUUUAUAAAAAGAUAUCGUUACAGAAAUGCCUGCAUAGGACGUAAUAAUCCAGUUUCGAAUUCUCCAAUGCUCUGUGUUAGCCUCAUUUGUGCGCAAAAUAUUCCUAAUUGUGAGAAUAAAAGUGUGAGAUUUCAAAUCAAUUCUGUUGUCUUUCUUUUGGAAUUCCAUGCGUUAUCUCGGGCUAUCAAUAAAACAAAGGAAUAUGUUGCUUGGUUUUGAGGCUAAMACAGAGCAAACCAGAACUCGAAAUUGGAGUAUUUAGGGCUAUUUAAGUGUUUGUCUGAAUUGAGCUCUGAGCAGCCCUGCCGAGGUUCCAGCCGGACAGGCAGUUUAACUCAAAUAUGCUUUUUUUUUUUUGUAGUCUGUAGCACCUAGCACCCAUUUUUUGGUGGGAAUGGGGGUGGGGGUUGUGUGCAUGUGACAGAGGUAGAUUACAUAUUUACAAAAGAUGCAAAUUAGUCGUUUGGUAUGAGAAAGCAUGUUGAAGAAGUACACUAKAGAUAUUAAAUUACAAUAUAAUUGUAAAUUAGAGUAAUCCUGCUAAAAAAUAUUUUUUGUAUUUUUUUAUGAACUGCGUGCCUGGUGUGACUUUGGCAUUAGUGUCCUAACUGAUAUUGUUAAUUAGAAUAAGCUAAAUUCAAAGUUGUAUUUUUAUAUUUUCUUUAUCUGGAACUGUGUGCCAGUAGCACUUUUGGCAGUAGUGUGCUAGUUAUUGUAAAUUAGAAUAAGCUCACUAAAAAAAGGUUAAUUUUUUUAAAGGUUUAUGUAUAGAGGCUCUUUUUACAUAACAUUUUAUAAAAAAAAACCUUUGCUAUUUUUAUAAUACAUUUGUUUGUUUGAGAGUCAUUAGAUGAUAAAUACUUAAUAAUAAAAUAUCAGCAUUAGACUAGA
This is a messenger RNA of Exaiptasia diaphana, 3586 nucleotides long. RefSeq names its product FYVE, RhoGEF and PH domain-containing protein 4-like. Gene Ontology annotation, cellular component: cytoplasm. NCBI's taxonomy places the organism in Eukaryota, Metazoa, Cnidaria, Anthozoa, Actiniaria, Aiptasiidae. Gene Ontology annotation, biological process: cytoskeleton organization; filopodium assembly. The record is from RefSeq and is a predicted model, not a curated record. Gene Ontology annotation, molecular function: guanyl-nucleotide exchange factor activity; metal ion binding.